CGGCAAUUUUAAUAAAGUUAGCAGGCUGUCUGCCAUAAUGGUAACACGCGUGUCAAGCUGAAGCAAGGAUAAUUUACAAUGCUCAUAAGUAAAUGGCAGCUAGCUACGUUAGCUAGCUUAGCUGUCUGAAGCAGCUAAUGUGAGUUAGGAGUUUUACGAAAUCCAGCAGCAGAAUAGUGAGAUGAUCAUUUAAGUUAUUGGUUUUUAUUUGCGUUUGAAGUUUACUUUGUGGUUACUUUACAGUUGAGCUCGCCUCAGUUUUACUCAACUUUUAGUCCACAUAGUUAUAAUUGAGACGGACGUAUAUCUCUGCUGCACAUUUCCUGUUUCCUAGCAACAAGAGCAAUGUGGAAAUGGGGAUGGAAGAAAAAAAAGACAAUUGGAAAAAAGGGGGUUGCCCUUUACAUAAAAAUAACUUUUAAAAUAAUGAUUUAAAAUAUAUCUUCGGAGGCUUGCAUUGAACCAGUACUGCUGCAGCCCAAUUUUCCUGCUUCUCCUAAACUCAAGUCACUCCUAACUGUGUGGAACUGGUUCUCAACGUCCUCUGCCGUAUUCCCUCCCUGGACACUCCUUGGACCUUAUUGUAAAGAACUAUCUUAUUUUUAUAUAAAGACAAUAAAGGCAUGUAAUGCAUUUCCCUCCUGCAUAUUCAUACACUCUGUGUCUGGUACACUUAAUUCAAUUGUUAUCUUGUAAUGGCAGUGCAAGAUCCUGGAAGGACUACAGGUUUUCCUUGCAAACAAUGUGGCAUGGUAUGUCCCAAUAUGCCCAGUCUGCUCGAGCACAUGGAUGCUCACCUUCAACAAGAGGAAGAACGCAAAUUUAAAUGUGAUGAAUGUGGACGUGGUUAUAGGCAUGCUGGUAGCCUAGCUAAUCACAAAAAGACUCACGAAGUGGGUUCUUUUCAAUGUAACAUAUGUGGUAAAGAAAAUUCUAACGCUUUGGCCCUGAAAAGUCAUCUCCGGAGCCACACUUCACAGAAAAAGUACUCCUGUGCAGAAUGUGGGAAAGCUUUUCGUCUGGCAACACAGCUGGCUACACAUGAGAGGGUUCAUCUUGCCAGACGAGUAAAGGAGCAAUCAUAUAGGAAGGUAGACAUGGAAUAUCCCACACGUGAAAUUGAAAAUGAUCAUCUCAGCGAGCAGUCGGCCAGUGUUGGGAUUUCUACAGAAAAUAGCCCACUCGAGGACAAGACGGAGGUUGUUUAUAAUGCGCAAUCCGAGACCUCUGAUGAUGCAGCAAAUCGACCGUUCAGGUGUGAUUUGUGUGACAAAUCAUACAUACACCAUCGAAGCCUGACCAAUCAUAAAAAGACUCACCAAGUGGGAAUGUUUGAAUGCACAGUGUGUUUCAAACUCUUCAGUAACAUGGCUGCCCUCUACAGCCACCAGAGAACUCAUAAGGCAAGGAGCGGGACAGACCCCGGUUCAAUGGGUGGGUCAUACACAGGCACUCCACUGGACCAGUUUUCACCUCAGAGCCAGGAUGCUCCAGUAAAUUUUUGCCAUUUGUGUCAGGUACUAUUCCCCAAUGAUGAGGAGUUCCAGGAACACAUCCAAAUGCAUAACUCCUCAUCUCUGUCAUUUGGGCUUCAAGAUACCUUGUCAGAGAACCACAAUAUAUCAUAUGACAACAGUAUUGCUUCGCCUGAGUCAAAUUUUUAUGCGUCUCCAAUAAAUAAUGUUCCUUCAGUAUCAUCAAUAGAUAAUCAUGGAGGCUUUGAUCAGCCACAGGAGCAGAUUAGAAGUAACGGUCAUGUGUACUCAGACUGCUCCACUAAUCAGACACCAUCUUCCAGUAGCACUCAGGGAGAACCCCCAAUCAUGGACACAAGCAUUCUCAAUCCUGCCCUGACGUGCACACAAAACGCUGAUAAUGCAACUGAAAUGGAAGAGACUUCAACUGUAGAUUCUGAUGAGCGUCCCUUCAAGUGUCAAAUCUGCAGUAAAAGCUACCGGCACUCUGGGAGCCUCAUCAACCACAAACGGUCACAUCAGGUCGGGAUUUACCAGUGUUCCAUCUGCAGAAAGAGCUAUCCUCACCUGGCCGCCCUCAAAAGUCAUCUUCGUCUCCACAAAGCUCAGCCGUCAUCUUUUAGCCUCAUCGCUGAGGGAGACUGGCUCUCCUCAGAGCCUCUGACUCUGGAUAACCAACAGGGCUGCUUCUCCUCUCAAGACGAGGAGGAGGAUGGCGCUCACCCUGUGCUUGGUAUGGAGCAGGAGAAUGGAGCUGACCACAGCAAUGGAGCUUUGUUCCAUGAGCAGUUUAAUCAGGACUUUUCCCAGGAUAUGACUGUGCAUCUACCUCACAAUGAACACCUGAUGCAGAGGCACAUGUGUGCAGACUGUGGUGAGACAUUUGCAGAUAUUGCAGGGAUUAAGUCUCACAGUUGCCCACUGCUACAGCAGCAACAUGACACUACUAGCAGUGACUAUGACAGUAAUAUAAAUUUCCAGGACAGUAAUGGUCACUGUGCCAUUGGAAAUCCAGGGAGUAAUAUAGAGUUCCAUGGUCUGAAUGGUAGGCAAGACCAAAGUUACUUUGAACAGAAUUUUCAUGAAAAUAUAAGCAUUGAUCAACUGAAUGAUGGCGGAGAAGGUGAUGACGCUAACGAGGAGGAUGAUGAUGGAGAUCUUUAUCAGUGCUCUAUAUGUGGAAACAGUUACACCAGCAUGAGGGCUCUCAGGAGCCAUCUCCGAGGGCACACACAGUCCCAUGGUACUCCUGCAAGCUCAGGGCCUUCUUCCAUGUCCUCCCACGAAGAAGUGAAAGAUGAUGAGUCUGGAGAGAUGAUGAUCUGUAGCACAUGUGGGGAAAGUUUUGCCAAUAGGCAGGACUUGAUAACUCAUCAGCUCCUACACAACAAGGACCGGGUAGCAAAUGUUAAUAAUUUACAUAUGAACAGCAGUGAUGUGUCUGGAGGCAAGGAGGAAGCACAGAGUAUCAUCUGUGGCAGCUGUGGCAUCUUCUGCACCAGCUACCAUCAUCUUGAGAACCAUGGCUGCACAGCUGGGAGGAAGGAUGAGUCGACACAUGGUGAAGAGGAAAUGAAAGUAAAUGAUGUUGCCCAGCAUGAAGACACUGGUCACGUCAAAGAAACUAUUGACACCGAAGAUCGUCACUACAAGUGUGAUCAGUGUGGGCGGUCAUACAGACACGCCGGCUCCCUCCUUAACCACAAAAAGUCCCACAAAACAGGUGUAUUCAGAUGCCUCGUCUGCCAGAAACGCUUCUACAACCUGUUGGCCCUUAAAAACCACCAGAGGUCCCACUUUGAUAUUAAGAGGCAUACUUGCCAUGAGUGUGGGAAGGCCUUCAAAAUUCAGAAGCAGCUCUUGAAUCACCUGAGAAGGCACAAAGAGAACCAAGCCAAAAUCCAGGAACUCAAUGACCAGAUCCAGGCCCUCAUGCAGAUGAAUGGGACCAGGUCAGAUGGAGGAAUGCAAUCGUUAACUUCAGAUGCCAAUCAGGCUUUUACCUCUUCUCGACGCUGCAAGCAACUGCCUGAAGGGAUGACAGGACAAACAAAGUCUGAGACCUCAGUCAAAUCAGAGGACACAGGCGACCGACGGCCUUUCGCCUGUGACCAGUGUGGGCGUACGUAUCGCCACGCAGGAAGUCUGGUCAACCACAGAAACUCCCAUAAAACAGGUGAAUAUUACUGUUCUGUUUGUAACAACACUUACUCCAAUCAACUGGCAAUGAAGAACCACUUGCGCACCCACUUUGCAUAUAAAAAGCAUUCAUGCCAAAACUGUGGAAAAGGCUUUAGGGGAAAGAAGCAGCUAUUAGCCCACAUUUGUGCAGACCUCAGAAAGGAUGGGGCCGGAAGUAGGAAGGGCCUAAAAUCCAGAUCCUUUAAGUGUAAGGAAUGUAAGCAGGCCUUUCUCUCUGUUGACCAACUGACAGCCCACACCUGUGAUGUACCUUCAGGCAGCAGUGAUGCACAAACAAAUAUGUGUUCAAAUAAAGAGGAGCGGCCUUUCACGUGCAACAUUUGUAAUCGCAGCUAUCGGCAUGCAGGCUCACUCCUAAACCACAAAAACACCCACAAGACAGGGCACUUCAGUUGCACCUUCUGCUCUAAGCCCUUCACUAACCCCAUGGCUUUACGCAAUCACACACGGAUCCACACACAGAAGAAAAAGUAUGUGUGUCUCACAUGCGGUAAGGCCUUCCGCCUCGCCAGUAUCCUGCACAACCACCAGAGGGUCCACAACCGGGUGGCGAGUCACUUUAGCUGUCCUGCAUGUGGAAAGAGCUUCCAGGGCAGGUCUGGCCUGAAGAGGCACCGCUGCCGCAGAGGUCAGGAGAACUCUGUGAGAGCUGGAGUCCAGCAGUCAGAGAGGGGAGACAAGUGCUUCAUGUGCGACCUGUGUGGGCGCUCCUACCGCCACGCUGGCUCUCUCCUCAACCAUAAAAAGACACACUCCGAAAACCUCCACCACUGUACCUUGUGUCUCCAGACAUUUCCUGAUCCUCUCACUCUACAGAUACACUCCCAGAUGAGGCGUCACUGCUGCCCCGAGUGUGGCAAGACCUUCUGUCUGAUCGCGCACCUGCAGAGCCACAUGGAGGUGCACUCGAAGGACCGGCCUGUGGUCUGCAGCCUCUGCCAGCAGAGCUUUCCCAACACAGCCAGCUACCAGCAGCAUCAGGACAUGCACCACAGGGCUCAGGACCCCUAUCAACAAGAUGUGGACGAACCUGAUAAUAACAUCUGCUGGGACUCAGGAAUAAAUCAGACCAUGGGAAUGGACGAGAUACACAAGCAGGUUCCACCACCUUUGUCCCAUAUUCCAGAAAGCAUCACUAAUUCACAGAAGAGUAACGACUCCGCUGGCACAGAAGAAAAGAGCCACGUCUGCGAGCACUGUGGCCGCACUUACCGCCACGCCGGCUCCCUCCUCAACCACAAGAACAGCCACAAGACGGGCUCCUUCUUCUGCUCCGUCUGCCAGAAAGAGUUCUCCAACCUGAUGGCUCUCAAGAACCACCGGCGCAUUCACACGGAGCCCAAGCGCUACCAGUGUCUGGAGUGCGGAAAGGCAUUCCGCGUGUCCACUCAGCUCAUAUGUCACCGACGAAUCCACACCAAAGAGAAGCCCUUCGCCUGCCUGCUGUGCGACAAGAGCUUUUCCAGCAAAUCCAACCUGCGGCACCAUCAGAAGAUGCACCAGAACACCCAGAGCUACGACUCCUCUUUUAGCAUGGAUGCUAACACAUUUAUGGACUUGGACAUGGGCUCUUUCCUUUGAAGUAGGAUUCCAGAGUGUACAAGAGAAGAGGACAGGUGCUCCUCCUAUCUAUCUGUUAUUUAUCCCUCUAUCAAUAAUUGUAAAACAGUAUUAUUAUUUUUUUCAGAAAGUGCUCCUUGGUCCUGACAGAAGCUCGUUUGAAGACAUGCACAUUUCAUUACGGACUUCCAGUCUUACCUCCACAACAGAUGGUGACAUCACUGAAAAGUCUCCAGAGGUUUUAUCAGUCAGCUUUUAAUAAGACCUGAAUGUUUUACACACACACAAUACACAGGAUCCCAGAAUACAGGGCCGGUGAUGAAAAUAUUAGUUGCCGCUCACUCCUCAAUGACAAACCAACCAACCAACCAAAGUGAACAGAAAUGUGCAGCCCAAGUCCAUGUAAGAACAUUAACACUGAUAAUAAUUUUUGUAAGACCAUACGAUGAUCUCUCCUCUCUUGCUAUGUAUAAUUGUGUUCAGUGCCUCUGUAAGUUCCUUAGGAAACAAAAUAUACAAACUAUAUUUAUCUCUGAAUCCUUUUGUUAGCUUUGCCGUGAGUGUCGAAGGACUGCUCACUUUCCUUUGGGAUUUCACAUAGGGCAAGCCUGUUAUUAUUAAGUCAAAUACCUCUGGGUGUGUCCAAAGGUCAGUGGCAAAGUGAUUUAUCGAAAUCAUAUUAUCAAGUAAAUAGUCGUACUGCUAAUAAUAUUCACGUUGAGUGACAUUGUAUGCUAAAAAUGGAUGUAUUUAUUAAUUUAUUCCUGUUAUUUUAUGUGUAUAUUUUAUUAGAAAAUCUUUUUAUGAAUGUUGUAAAAACUGUCUUCUAAAACUCAUGUAGCCUUUAAGGAACUUCAUCAGUUGAUUUGUAUCUACUUAUUAGUUCUCAGUUACAACAGGCAGGAAUGAAUGAGCCGAGCAUUAUUGGCAUUAUUGGCAGCACUCAGGGUAAACCAUAAAAAGGAACAUACCCGAUGUGUAAAACAUUGUAGAUCAGUUUCUGAACUGAGUAUAGCAUUCUUUUUCGCUUGUGCCAUUUCAACACUCUUAUAAUUUAGCUCAUGGAACAGUUGUCAAAAUCACUCCAACAUUUAGUUGCAGCUCCACAUGCAGUGCAUGCUGUUGAAUUAUGAACCUUUGAGAAGCAUCAGUUAUGUUGAAGUGCCAGUGCCUAAAAUGUAAGUCAAUUGUAGCAGUUUAAUGUGAACAAACCUCCUCUCACUGUAUUUGUUAUACUAUAAACCACAAUGUUGAUUUUAUAUUGUAUGUUACAUAAUUAGUUUUGGGGUUUUUUAUCUUCUGAUUUGUGAAUCUCCUCAGUCACAAACAGUUAAAACGUCUUAAAGCAGUCGAUAACAAAAGUAUUGCAACAAUGAGGUGAAAGUGGUUCCUUUUUGCCUCUCCAUGAAUUUUCUUCCCUCACAAAUACUUUAUAUGAAUCAAAUCGAAUGACUGCAUAUGUAUUUUUCAAACAAAUAUGUGGCCAAAAUGCCUAAUUUCUGCCAAGCACAAGUAUUACUGCAAACAUACCAGAGCUUUAUGGAUUUACAAGGACGAACCAGUUUCAUCUUCACUGUCAAGUUCAUGAACCACUUGUUCUGUGAAAAAUGUGCAAUUAUUGAUUCUCUGGGUUAUUUUUUUGCCAAGUUGUCUAUAACGUGCCUGUUGUUCCUGAAGUGGUUUCUUUUCACAAAUCAGAAAUCCAGCAAAAGUGAACGCAUGGCCUUUGUUUUUUAUAACAAUCUAAAAUUAGAUUUUCUUUAUGCCUUAUACAUUACAUUUCAUGUAUUAGUAUGUUUGGCACUGGUCAGAAGUAUGAAAUACCUCAUGGAAAGCCCUGCCUACCUAGCAACUGCUACUUAAUGCCUCAUGCAGCUUAAUUGUAGAGAAUACACUGUAACCGUAGAAACUCAGAUAGUUAUCAAUUGUAAGACAAAUAGAAUGGAUGAAGCAUCAAUUUUAAGGUUUUACUUUGUAGUUCGCGGAUGCUGUUUUCUCCAUAACAUGCUCGUUUCUCAGCAGUUUGUUGUUUUCAGAGUUAUAUUUGCACAUUUGUAGAUGAGACACUUGUAGCCUAAGGAGGACGGGAAGUAUAUAAUAAUGCAGCCAACCUGUUGUCUUUGUUGGGUCGAUGGACAACAAGUCGGCUGUUAGAUGGUUCACCUCAGCUAGAUUGCGGGUCAUAAUAUUUAAGCAAUAUGCUGAAAGUAUUGUUUCAGUGCAUGAAUUGAGUACAUCUCAUUUGUUUUGUCUUACCAUUGUAUCGAGUACAGUGGCAUCAGGUUCAGUAUACUGACUCUAGCCUUGAAAAACCAUGACAACUUGCCGUCUGCCAUUUUGUUCCAUUAUUUAAAAUCUUAUGUGUAUUAAUUGUUAUGAUUUAGAUGAUCUUACUGUAACAUAUUUUUCGUAUGCCAUGGUAGCCUAUGUAAAACGACUUGUGCACAUUUGAGUUCAAACUGACUUAUUAUUUUACAAUGUUCUCCCAUCUAAUCUCCUGUGGCACUUAAACACGUUCACUCCUCCGUCAUUGAUCACAAUCACAGCCUGGUAUUUGUGGCGUGCGUUAAUCUCAGAGCUGUCUCUGUAAAUAUUAGAAUGAAAAUAUCAGAUGGAUCUCUGUACGUUCAUGGCAAGAUUUUCUUCAGCAGGAGAAAACUGCUAGAUUAGCUAUUGUGUAAUAAAAAAGCAUAUACCACACGCUCUGAUUUAUUGGAUUUUGAGUGCUCAAAAAUGUCUGCUCACUAUUUAAUUCAUAUUUAUAUAACUAUUUUGUCACUCUGAAACGUAGAUUUUUACUUCUUUAUUAGAACUAGUUUAGAAUAUAAGCAAAUUAUUGAAAAUAAAACUAGUUGAAAUUAAUUAAAAGACUUUGAAAAUG
This is a messenger RNA of Siniperca chuatsi (mandarin fish), 8118 nucleotides long. It is a transcript of the gene znf646, whose product is annotated as zinc finger protein 646. Gene Ontology annotation, molecular function: DNA-binding transcription factor activity, RNA polymerase II-specific; RNA polymerase II transcription regulatory region sequence-specific DNA binding. The transcript is spliced from 4 exons. The record is from RefSeq and is a predicted model, not a curated record. Gene Ontology annotation, biological process: regulation of transcription by RNA polymerase II. Lineage: Eukaryota; Metazoa; Chordata; Actinopteri; Centrarchiformes; Sinipercidae. Gene Ontology annotation, cellular component: nucleus. The coding region runs from base 696 to 5258 and encodes 1520 amino acids.